Molecule: messenger RNA, 5247 nt
Organism: Xiphophorus hellerii (green swordtail)
Lineage: Eukaryota; Metazoa; Chordata; Actinopteri; Cyprinodontiformes; Poeciliidae
Gene: mlxip
Product: MLX interacting protein
Biological process (GO): regulation of transcription by RNA polymerase II
Cellular component (GO): nucleus
Molecular function (GO): DNA-binding transcription factor activity, RNA polymerase II-specific; protein dimerization activity; RNA polymerase II cis-regulatory region sequence-specific DNA binding
Source: RefSeq, a predicted model, not a curated record
AACUUCGGUAGUACAGAAGGAGCAGCAGCGUUUUGUCAGCUGCGUCAACUACAUAAGACAACAACAGCUUAACUCGGGCUGUUAAUAAGUAGCAACAAACUUUAACAUGGCUGAAGCGAGGACUUUAUUUUUAUGGCACAAAGUUGGCAAACUUUAACAACAGGACUCAAAACGCGUUUUCCGUCUAUGACGAGCCCCAUGAAAGCAAGAGCCUUAUUGUCCUAGCUUGCUGGCUAACGUUAGUUAGCUAUUUGUUUGUUGAGUUGCCGACAUGGCUACUAGAGAGACAUGUCAGCGGCAAACUUACCGGCGGCCGGCUGCCAGCAUAAAGCAAGAGCAAGAUGACGACUCUGAUGUGGAGGAGACUCACAUGGGGUUACGGAGGGCGGACGGGUUGGAGUCCCAGAUCAUCCACAGUGGACACUUCAUGGUGUCGUCGCCACACAGCGAGCACCCCCCGAAGAAGGGUUACGACUUCGACACUGUCAACAAACAGACCUGCCAGACCUAUCAUUUUGGCAAGACGAGUACGUCGCACCUCUCCAUAGAUGCCUCUUUGACUAAACUUUUUGAGUGCAUGACCCUUGCUUAUAGCGGGAAGUUGGUGUCUCCUAAAUGGAAGAACUUUAAGGGUCUAAAACUGCUCUGGAGAGACAAGAUCCGGCUGAACAAUGCCAUAUGGAGAGCCUGGUACAUGCAGUAUGUGGAAAAAAGGGGGAAUCCCGUUUGUCACUUUGUAACCCCGCUAGAUGGAAAUAUGGAUUUGGACGUCCAUCGCCCUGCAGAGGCUAUUGCUUCAGACGGGAAAAACUGGAAAAGAAGAAUUGAAAUUGUGAUAAGAGAAUAUCACAAAUGGAGAACAUACUUCAAAAAAAGGCUACAGAAACACAAAGAUGAUGACCUUUCCAGCUUACUUAAGGUGCCAGAGGAGCAGUUAUCGCUGUUUGGGGAAGUCUUUCCAGACAUACUCCGUACUUCCUUUUAUCAGGAUGAAGAGGCUGCUGUGCGUCGAAUGAGUCGCAGGCAUAUUGAAACGCCUGCGCCCAUGGAGAUGGACACCCUCUUUGACAUGGACAUUCUGAUGUCCGAGUUCUCAGACACGUUAUUUUCCACACUGACCUCACACCAACCUUUGGGCUUGCCCAAUCCAAGGGAAAUUGCUCAUGCAGGGAAUGCAGACAUGAUCCAACCUGGACUUAUCCCCUUACAGCCCAACCUGGACUUCAUGGACUCCUUUGAUCCACUGCAAGGUUGCGACUUAUUUCACAGCCUCCGUCAGCCUGUCCUUCCCUCUGUUUCCCCCACUGCAACAUCUGUCACCCCUCAACCCAGCAGCAGCUCCCAGUCUCAGGCCCCGUUAAUGUCGUCUUUGCAGCUUUCACCCAACCAGAUUACGCCUGCAGGCUCACUGUCCAUCCACAGCCAGACCAGUCAGACAGACAGCGGUGGCGGAGGAGCCUACCUAGAGAACUACAUGCCUCUGUUCGCCAGGCAGGUGGUCUCCAGCAAUCAGUCCGCAGCUUCCCUCAACCCUCUGGUACCCUGCCUCCCGGCGCCCUCCACCGUCACCCCAAGCAACACAACCAGCACCGUCAGCCACGUCUCAGCUCCUCCAUCCCAACUCCAGCUCCUCGCGCCGCUGCCUGCCACGCCCAUCCAGCAUCCUCAGGCCUUCGCUCUGCCUCGCCCCUUCCCGGCCAACAGCUCCAGCAAAGUCCGUCCUGUGACGAGGAUCGCUCCUGCAAACGCACUUCCUUCUUCCCAGUUCAUCCUCCCAGCCCCUUUUCCAGGUCAUGCUAAUGCUGUGAUUGUUACAUCUCCACCCUCCACCGGCGUGGUUAUCACCCCUUCCCACCUUGGAGCGAGCCCUGGGUUUCAGGUUGUGCCUCAUAACCAGAAGUCGCAGCAACCUGCCGUGCCUGAAGAUAAGUCUUGCUUCAGAAAAAAUCAGAAAGAGCCCUCAAGUGUCGGUCAAAGUCAGACCGGAUCCAGUCAAGGGUCACCUUGUGGUUUAGAUCAGGUUCCCAGUCCUCAAUCUAUAAUCAGUGGCAGCAGCAAACCUCUGGUAAAGAGUGAGCACAAUCAGAACCGUCACAUAUCUGCUGAACAAAAGAGACGAUCAAAUAUCAACAUUGGCUUUAAGACGCUCGGCAACCUCGUUCCCACUCUGAAGUCACAAUCGAACAUUACAAAUGCAGUCACUCUACAGAAGACAGUGGAGCACAUUGGGAAGCUCCAGCAGGAGCGGCAGCAGCUGCAGGAUGAGGUCAAGAAGCUACGGGAGGAAAUAGAGGAGCUCAAUGCUUCCAUUAGCUUGUGUCAGGAGCAGCUGCCUGCGACGGGCGUGCCGAUGAGGAAAAAUCGCUCUGAUCUCAUGCAGGACAAGUUCAAUGAAUAUGUGAAGAACCGCACUCUCCAGAACUGGAAGUUCUGGAUUUUCAGCAUCAUCAUCAAACCACUGUUUGAGUCGUUCAGUGGGAUGGUUUCAACGACGAGCAGGGAAGAGCUGGUCCACACCACGCUGCAGUGGCUCGACAAUCACUGCUCCCUUCCUGUCCUCAGACCCAUGGUGCUGAGUUCACUCCGUCAGCUGUGCACUACUACGUCCAUCCUGAGCGAUCCCUCCCUGCUACCUGCUGAGGCCCUUGAGGCUGCCGCUAGCAAAGACGUGUAGCCGUCCUCUCAGGAGUGGAUGCGACCCAAAAGCCACUUGAACAUUUUUCAGCAUCAAAACCGUUUUCCUGCAACAUCGCCUGCGUCUUCCAAAGACUCACAAGUUCCCAGACGAAUUGGUGAAACGAGAACUGUAACAUGGGAUUACUGUUACUCUGAAUGUAACGGCUUUACAUCUGGUCCGCUGCGUAAUGACUGGUGGGAGAAUAAUGCAGUAGAUGCCACCUUCACCUGCAGAGGUUAUCUAAACACUUCAUUGGAAGCUGGUACUUGUGUUUUCAUUCUUCAUCAUAGAAAGUUGUUUUCGAAUACAAAGAUGCAGAUUAAGAAAGGGAAACGCUGAAUGAAUUUGCACCAGGAGGAAACUGUGAUUUUUUUUUUUUCCCCCAGAGAAAGCUGGAGUUUGUUUAUUUUGCAGCCGAUCAUCAGUUCAUGUUGGGCUGCGCCUUGUGGGCAGCAGAGAUUUGAGUUUUCUAUCGCUCAUUGACUCAGGUGAAUAUCACGCUGCCAGUGAUCUCUUCUGCUCGCUUGAUAGUAGACAUGGGCCGGUAUCAUAAUCUGUAAAAAUAUUAUGGUUUCGUCUUACCACCAAACACAAACUCGCCAUCUUUAUUCACAAUGUGCAAAACAGAACAGCAUCAGUUCUCCCUACUGCUGCUAUAUCACUGCAUUAACUACAACAGUUAUAGUAAUAUAACAUUUUUACUGAUUGCUGAUUUGAAGUUCCAAAAAUAUAGAAUAAACACCAAUUUUGAUCAUAGUUGUCCAUACAUAUAUUCUGUUUAUUUUAUGUACCUUAACAGUUAUAUAAGUUAUAUCUUUUUGUGAACAGAAAAGCCUCCAAAGAGCUAAACGUGUCUGUUAUAAACAAGGGGAAAAUUACAGCAAGCCUGUUUUUUUGUUUUGUUUUGUUUGUUUUUUGUUAGCAAGCUGACCUGCAGUGUGCAGCAGCAGGUGGAAACAGGACAGCUCUGCAUCACUCGAUGCUUCACACACCUUGAGAAAUCUCAGGUUGCUCUUGCACUUCAUCCUUCUCGUUAAUAAAAUGACUUUAAGUUGUAGAAAAUGUAAAUUUUAGCAAUGUUUUUUUUUGUUGGUUUUUUUACGCUGUAACUUUCUAAAACAUCAGUACCGGUCCCAUGUCUAUCUCUUAUUUUCUCCAUCCAUUCUGAACUUCUUCCUUUUCGGGCAUGGAGAAUAUUUCUCCUGGGUUUGAGUUUCAAAACACAGCGGCCAUUUUGUGUGUUUUAACAGCAGCAUGGAGCCAUAUUUACAGCCCUCAUAGGGAGCUAAAGCGACAGUCCUACGCAGUACGAAUUAUGUGUACAGAUUACAUUUACAUGCAGUAUUACUCUGCUGAGUCUUUUCUUGAUGCUGGUGUUCACUCAGGGCUACACUUCUGCAGAAAAUCAAGACCUUUGUCCUUUUCAGCAGACAUCUGCAUUAUGGGCUGAUUUCUUUGUUUUAAUCUUUUUACCUUAAUUUGUAACAGAUCAACCAAAGCCAUAUCAAGGAGGAGAGUGAGUCAUCUGUAAGGUGUAACAAAGAGAUUAGUCUGAUUCACGGAUUUAGAGUAAAACUCCAGACAGACGUCUCUGACCUCCGUCAGCCUUAAGGUCAAAGUGUCCUUACCUGUGGUCUCUGCAGUGUCGUUGUUUUUAUUUGUUGCUCUUCACUCCUCAGGCAGAUCUUGUAUUGUUUUGGUUUUUGUUCUGCAGAACAUUGACGUUUACAGAAGCAAAAAGCACCAUCUGUGUUUGUUUGAAUGUUCAUGUUGAUAGUGUAAAGCCUUUUAGUGGAGAUUAUGAAUCUCUUUAGAGAUUCAGCUUUUCGACAUGGUAAUUAACCCGGAUGCAGUGAUAAAAAGACUGCAACUAUGCAUCAUGUGUAAUAUACAGAUCAAAUAUGAAAGGAGUUGGAUUACACAAGUGGCAACAAGGGGAGCAUGUCGAGUCUUCCCUGACUGAUGAAUCACAUACCUGAUCAAACCCCACAUUUUAUUAUUUAUUGUCAUGAGAACAUUCAACAGAUUGUCAGCAAAGAACCUUUAAGAAACUGCUUUUGAAGAGAUGCUGUUUGCAGUGGUUGUAUCACAGACGUGGUUUGACGCUGUGCCUUUAAGAUCAUUUGCAGUCAUACAUUAAAAAUUGUGCACAUGGGAACUUUAAACGAUUACUUGUGAACUAAAAUUGUUUACUGCGUCUUCAGAUUAUUCAUCGCACAUCUGAAUGCAGCAGCUGCCAGUUGUAAUCUCCUGUUGUUUGCAACAAGUUUCUCCUUCAAACUCUGCUGUGUGGGUGUGUGUGUGUGUGUUAUCUUCAGUUGUUUUAACCUUAUUCUGACAGAAAGGCGGGUUUCCAGGUUAAUUUGUCCUUUUCUGUGAGACUUGCAUGUGUUUUCUUGUACAGUAUGUCACUGCAGAUGGGAUCUGCAUAUUAGUUCUUCCCGUUUCUGUGGUAUUUUUGUUUAAGAAAUAUCUUAUGCAUUAUAUGAGAAGUGUUCAAGUUCUCCAGGGUUGACAUGCAACUCGUUGUAAAAAUGACUUUGCAUCACAAUAAAUACAAGUAAAAUAAA